AUGGCGUCGAUACCUGCAGCGAGAAACGGCGGUGGUGAUGGCACCUUCCCUGUGCUUGGCCUGCUUCCCAAGCAGGAGACGGAGGCCUGGGAGUUUCUCAAAGCGAACCCGCAGCUCGACGGCAGGGGCGUGAAGGUGGCUAUCUUCGACACAGGCGUCGACCCGGCCGCCAGCGGGCUGCAGGUGUGCCCGGACGGUAGCCCGAAGGUGCUCGACAUCGUCGACUGCACGGGAUCCGGGGACGUGGACACCUCCACCGUGCUCAACGGGGUCUCCGUGACUACCACUCCCGACGGCGUCCGCGAGAUCAAGGGGCUCUCUGGCAGGACCCUCCGCCUCAACCCCAAGUGGACCAACCCCAGCGGGGAAUGGCGCGUGGGCAUCAAGCGCGCCUUCGAGCUGUUCCCGAAGCUGCUGGUGACGCGGGUCAAGGCCGAGCGCCGCAAGGAAUGGGACCAGAAGCACCUCGCAGCGGAAGCGGCUAUUGCCCGCGAGAUCUCGGCGUGGAAGGCGGCGCACCCCAACCCCAACCCCACGGACAAGAAGUUCCUGCUGGACCUGGAGGCGAGGGCGGCACACCUGGAGGAGUGCAAGGCCAACCUUGACGACCCUGGGCCGCUGCACGACUGCGUUGUGUGGAAAGGAGGAGGAGGCGUCGACGGGGGCGGGGAGGAUGAGAGGUGGUGGGCGGCGGUGGACAUCAAGGAGGACGGCGAUCUCACUCAGGCCGUCGCCAUGACGGACUUCGACAAGGUGCCGAUGUAUGCCGCCGCGAGACGAAGGCUGCGGCAGCACGGUCGUUUCAGCGACUUGGCCUGCCUCAACUUCGGCGUGCACGUGUACGACGAUGGUGGCGUUCUGUCCAUCGUCGUCGACGCCGGGGCGCACGGGACUCACGUAGCAGGUAUUGUGGCCGCCUACUACCCGGAGGACCCUGAAGCUAACGGAGUGGCGCCGGGGGCACAGAUCGUCUCCCUCAAGAUCGGGGAUUCUCGUCUGGGUUCGAUGGAGACCGGCGUCGGCGUCGUUCGCGCGGUGACCGAGGCCGUGAGGAUGGGGUGUGACGUCAUCAACAUGAGCUACGGGGAGGCGGCGGCCCUGUGCGACAGCGGGAGGGUCUCCGACGUGGUCCGUGACGCGUCCAUCAAGCACGGCAUCUUGUUCCUUGGGUCGGCCAUGAACGCCGGCCCGGCUCUUACCACCGUCCAAGCCCCGGGGGGAACAACCCGGGGCUUGAUGGGAGUGGGCGCUUACGCGAGCCCUAGCUUGAUGUCGGCCUCCUUCUCUAUGAGGGAAACCCUCGAGGGUGGAAACUUCACGUGGACCAGCGCAGGGCCCACCGCCGACGGCGACAUAGGCGUGAGCGUGAUGGCUCCCGGAGGCGCCAUCUCCCCCGUACCCAACUGGACUCUGCAGAAGAAGCAGCUCAUGAUGGGAACCAGCAUGGCCAGCCCCAACUGCGCCGGCGUGGUGUCGCUGUUGCUCUCGGGCAUGAAGCAGAAGUUUCCGGGCAAGAAAUUCAGCGUGCACAGGGUACGAAGAGCGCUGGAGAACACGGCGAAGCGCCUGCCGGGGUUGGAGACCCUCGUGCAGGGCCAGGGGCUGGUCCAGGUGUCGGCCGCGUUCGAGUACCUGUCCAAGCACGCCCUCGACGACAGCGAGGACGUGGAGUACAAGGUGACGGUGUCCGGUGGGAAGCGCGGCGUGUACCUAAGGCAGCUGGAUGAGGUGACAAGGAAGACCCAGUGGGCCGUGACGGUCAAGCCCGUGCUACACGAAGACGACCACAACGACAAGAGGACGGGUUUCGAGAUGAGGCUCCGGCUUUCUUGCAACGGAGAAUGGGUGGAGUGCUCGUCGGACCUGGAGCUGCUGCACAACGGCCGCGCCUUCGUGAUCGCCGUGGAUCCUACCAAGCUCGCCCCGGGCCUCCAUUUCACGUGCAUUGAAGGCUAUGAUGUGGCUUCCCCCGGGAAGGGCCCCAUGUUCCGUGUGCCGUUGACGGCUCUCAUCCCCACCAAGCCGGAGUACCUGACAGUCCCGAAGGGGGGGUUGACGGCGCAGCUCGUCGGCCCGGGGGACGACGGUGCUGCGUACGGACCGGGCAAGGUGGUCCGCAGGUUCAUCCACCCCCCCCACGGGGCCUCGUGGAUGGACAUCGAGGUGAAGGACUGCAGGGAAGCCGCCGAAGCACCGGACGGAACCAGGAGGAUGAUGGUCCUGCACUGCGUGCAGCUGCUGCCGCAUACAACGCACAGAGAUGCCGAGUGCCACAAGUACAUGAACAUGAACCCUGGGCAGAAAGAGGUGCACUCGAUGAGGCUGGAGCCCUGUGCGGGAGUGGAGGUAAGCCUCGCUCAAAACUGGAGUGCCAUCGGGCCGACUUCGGCCGAGGUCAGCGUCACCUUCCGAGGCGUUUCUCCUUCGCCGGAUGUCAUCCGGCUCCAUGGGGGCUCUUCCCAUGCACAGGUGGUCGUGUCGGCGCCGCUGUCGAUGCAGGAGCUCUUACCUUCGGCGUCCCUAAACAAGUGGUGCACGCUCGUAGCCCCCUCGAAGGGUACCAUCUCUGCCCUCGGGCCGCGUGACGUCACCCCAGACGGCAGGCAGUCGUACGGCCUGCUGCUGGAGUACUCGUUCAAGCAGGCGGACGCCGGGGAGGUGACCCCCCGGCUGGCGGCGCUGAACGGCUACCUCUACGACAGCGCCUACGAGGCGCAGAUGUGCAUGAUCUUCGACUCUAACAAGAAGCUGCUGGCGGUGAACGACUGCUGGCCGGAAGCCACCAAGCUGGCGAAGGGGGAAUACACCGUCAGGGUGCACGUCAGGCAUCCGGACCAAUCAGCACUGAAGAGGCUCAAGUCCCACCCCCUCAUGCUCAUCCGCAAGCUUUCCAGCAGCCUGGCUGUGCCCGUGCACGCGACCGUGAUCGGCGUCUCGACGGCAGCCAAGCCUCCUCCGGCUCUCUGUCUGGACAAGGGGCACUCGGCGGCGUACUUUUUCGCGGAGCCCAACCAGGAAAAGCUCCCCAAGGGGGUCAAACCCGGCGACCUGUUCACCGGCACGGCCUCCUACGUGCGCAACAAGACCAAUGAAGGGGGCGACGGCAAGAGGCCCGGAGGGUACCCCAUCUCUUACAUCGCGGGCCCCGCUGCCCCGAAGGCCACCGAGGCUUCCCAAGACACCGCAACCCCCGCCCCCUCGGUCAACGGGGGCGGCGGCAAGGAGGGGGAAGCAGCCGCUGCCGGAACCCCCGUUACGGAGACGGAGAAGAUGCUGAACGCCCUCCGAGACUUGCGUGUGAAGCACCUGGAGAACUGCAAGGCGAAGACGGCCGAAGACUUCCAGGAGUUGUACAACACCGCCAAGCAUCAGGCAACGGAUGGCGGCACCGAUCCGGACACGUUCCUGCCGCUGCUGCUGGCCAGGCUGCACUUCCUCGACAGGGAAGGCGUGAGGCGGGGGGUGAAGGCGGAGAAGUCGGCAGAAGGGGCGAGGUCGGAUACCAGCGACGCAGGAGGCAGCUCGGCGGCCGCGGGGGGCUCAACCGCGAGGGGGCAUGGUGAACCAGCAACAGCAGCAGCAGCAACAACAGCGGUGACAGAAACGGAAGCCGCCGCGGCACCAUCUGUGGGACCGGGAGGUGCUGGUGAAGGGGGAGGCAACGGCGGUGUUGCAGGGGGGGAUGAGAAGAAGAGCAAGGAUGCGGAACUGGCGGCUUUGCGGGCGGUGGUCACCGCGGCGGAUGACGUCCUCGCCACCAUUGAUCAGGCUGAGGUGGCCAAGCAGUUCGGCACAAACGUGGACACGGAAGACUCCGGCAUGGUCACCGCCCGGAAGGAGUUCGACGAGAAGAAGAAGGCGUUGGCGGAUGCCUUAGCGAGGAAGGCUCGAGCUCUUGCUGACGUGGAGGAUAUUCUCGGAGAAUCCGAGAUGACCAAGGCUAGCAGCCCCUUCCUCGCGGCUUACUCUGACCUUCUGAGGUGGGCGGAUGUUGGAGAAGACAAGCACGCCAAGGUGUCUCUUGCCUUCCUCCGCCGCAAGAGGCGUCUGGGCAUGAUGGUCAAGCUUCUCUCCAAGCUCAUCUCCUCCUCCAAGACGGUUUCCAAGGAAGAGGCGUCGACAGCACGGGCCAAGGUGUUCGAGGAGCUUGGAUGGGAUCACCUAGUGGAGGGAGACAAGAAGUGGGCGGUGCUAGGGCACCCGAAAUCCUUCGCUCUGUUUUAGGUUGUAGACGGUCGGCUUCUGGCGUCGCUCUGCCGUCUGCCGGUGGGGAAUGUUGGUGUCUGGUCGGUUUGGGCACAAAUAGUUACGGUUCAAGUCGCCGAUGACACAAACUCUUGGCUCCCAACGCUGCGACCUCGUGCGAGAAGGGGGGCAGGCAGGCAAGCAGGCACCAAGUGGAGAGAGAAAACAUGUCCCGGGAUUGUGAAAGUGUUUCAGGAGGCGAUGAUAUCGUCCAUGGGGGCUCAACUGUGAGCGGCGAAGACGGUUGAGCGUGACGAAAGCGAUGCGCCACUAGUAGUAGACUAUACCCUUUGAAGCGGGAAUCUUCACCAAAUGCUAGCCGACGAAGAAGCAGGUUUCCAACCCAACAGGUUUGCGAGAAUAGCCGGCAGACACAGUGUUUUAGGGUAUUUAUUGAUUUGGCGCCGGACAGGUGUGAGCAAGGAAUAUGUUUUAUUCUGAUGGUCUAGCCCACAGUUUCUGGGGAUUUUUUAGUCCACCUGACGCCGAAAGACGGAGAGGGGUAGGGGUAGGCAGUCAACGCGAGAGAGGGGGUAGGGNGUCCACCUGACGCCGAAAGACGGAGAGGGGUAGGGGUAGGCAGUCAACGUAGACUAUACCCUUUGAAGCGGGAAUAUUCACCACAUGCUAGCCGACGAAGAAGCAGGUUUCCAACCCAACAGGUGUGCGAGAAUAGCCGGCAGACACAGGGUUUUAGGGUAUUUAUUGAUUUGGCGCCGGACAGGUGUGAGCAAGGAAUAUGUUUUAUUCUGAUGGUCUAGCCCACAGCUUCUGGGGAUUUUUAGUCCACCUGACGCCGAAAGACGGAGAGGGGUAGGGGUAGGCAGUCAACGCGAGAGAGGGGGUAGGGGGAGGCAGAGAGAGAGAGAGAGAGAGAGAGAGAGAGAGAGAGAGAGAGAGAGAGAGAUCUUAGGUUACGUGGAUGUGAUCCUUACACUAGUUGUUUCCUCUUCUCGCAAGAUUUCCCGGGGUAUAGUGACGAGAGAAGAGCAAUGCCUAUUUGGUCAAUUCCGUCGCAUGCAAUAGCUAGUCGGUUGUGGUUUGGCCAACCCCAUAUUUCCUUCAAGAUAUGUUUGCCGUGAAUUCUAAAGCACAUCCUGUUGAAGAAGCGAAUUGGGUGCGGUGGGCAUUCAGUGAUACUCUCCAAGCGAGCUGGAGCACCGACUGCUUUCCCUACAUUGUGCAGGUGUCUGAGCCUGCCCAUCCACGUGGCCAAACCCUGAGAUCACCGCAAGCAAGAAUGAAUUGUCCAGCGAUCCCGAACCAACCAACCCGCUCGAUGUACUCUCGAAAUCGCUUGUUCAUGGCGUUGUGGCUACGGUCGUUUGCAGUGUGUACCCAGGAUGAAGUUCCUUCUGCCGCACUUUUGUCGA
Ectocarpus sp. CCAP 1310/34 is the source of this 5618-nucleotide messenger RNA. NCBI's taxonomy places the organism in Eukaryota, Phaeophyceae, Ectocarpales, Ectocarpaceae. The record is from the annotation of a GenBank genome assembly.